ACCUGCCAGCUCUUUCACACACCUCCCAAAAGAGAGCCGUGAACCAUGUCUUCCGAGCCGGACACCAAGAUCAUCGACCUCAUUCAGGCUAGCGCCAAGGAGGCGCUGACGGAGGGCGGCGCUGGCUUCCAGUCGCUCGAGUUUUUUCCUCCGCGGACGGACACGGGCGUCAUGAACCUCAUGGACCGGCUGGGCCGCAUGAAGGCGACCAAGCCCCUGUUCGUCGACUUCACCUGGGGCGCGGGCGGCAGCACCGCCGACCUCACCCUCGACCUCACCACGAGGACCAAGAAGGAACAUGGCCUGGUGCCCAACAUGCACCUCACGUGCACCAACAUGCCCGUCGACAAGAUCGAUCACGCCCUGGCCCAGUGCAAGGAGCACGGCAUCCGCAACAUCGUGGCGUUGAGGGGAGACCCUCCCACGGGCUCCGACACCUGGGAGGCUGCUGAGGGAGGAUUCACCUGCGCGCUCGAUCUCGUGAAGUACAUCCGGAAGAAUCACGGUGACUACUUCGGCAUCAGCGUGGCGGGAUACCCGGAGGGGCACCCGAACAGGAUAAAGGAGGUGCCGGGAGGGGUGGAGUCGCUGAGCGAGGCGGAGAAGGGUCGGUGCAAGAUCUCCCAAGACGCGGAGGGAAAGGAGGUGGUCACCGUCUGCUCUGACGCUGACUUCGAGAUAGAGAUGAACUACAUCAAGGAGAAGGUGGACGCGGGGGCGGACUUCAUCAUUACUCAAAUGUUCUUCGACCCCGCCGUCUACGCCUCGUACAUCAAGGCCUGCCGAGACAGGGGCAUCGAAGUGCCGGUGGUGCCAGGGCUGAUGUGCAUCAACGCGUACGGGGGUUUCAAGAAGAUGACCGGCUUCUGCCUCACCCGAGUCCCGCCGGAGCUCAUGGCAAAGAUGGAGGAGAUGAAGGAGGACGAGAAAGCCGUGAAGGCUUUCGGGGUAGACUACGGCGAGAAGAUGUGCAACGCGUUGUUGGCCGCGGGGGCUCCCGGCCUGCACUUCUACACGCUCAACCUGGAGAAGGUUACCGUCGGCAUUCUGGACCGCCUGAACCUACUCGCAGACUACAAGAUGGCGGAGAGGGAAGAAGACACCGCACAGAUGAUCGGCAUGAUCAAGUCGUCCAAGAAAUCGCCGGAGGAGAGCGGUCCUGAGAACGGCGCGGGCGUCACGCCAGCUGCUCCUUCUUCCCUCGUACAGACCCGUGACGAGGAGAGGGUGCUGACCCCCGCGUAAUCGCAUGCGGCGGUCGGGCGCUACGGGUUGUGACGCAAUACUGCCUUGUUGGUAGAAUCUUUGAAAGGA
Ectocarpus siliculosus is the source of this 1314-nucleotide messenger RNA. The record is from the annotation of a GenBank genome assembly. Lineage: Eukaryota; Phaeophyceae; Ectocarpales; Ectocarpaceae.